This is a messenger RNA of Sclerotinia sclerotiorum 1980 UF-70, 1101 nucleotides long. RefSeq lists its product with no specific name. The transcript has 4 exons. The record is from RefSeq and is a predicted model, not a curated record. The coding region runs from base 1 to 1101 and encodes 366 amino acids. NCBI's taxonomy places the organism in Eukaryota, Fungi, Ascomycota, Leotiomycetes, Helotiales, Sclerotiniaceae.
AUGUAUGACCACGAAGACAGGAUGGAGCCAGAGCGCCGCUCCGCCGCUGCUUUUGCUAAGAUGCGAGAGAGGAGCCACUAUCAUCCAUGGCUCAUCGUCUUCGACAAUAUGAACAGUCGUUCCUCUCUCAACACAGAUACCUAUGUCUCACGUGGUAGCUACGGUUUCAUUAUCAUAACGAGCCGUCACCCAGAUCUGAGUAGGCUCGGUCACUCUAUAUCUAUUGGGAAUUUAGAUGAAAACGAGGCCAUCAAUCUACUCUUCAAUCACACAGAACAUAUGAAUGGAAUGACAGAUGAGGAUAUCAGGCAAGCCUGCGAAAUUUGCCGUCUGCUCUCAUGUCUUGCAUUAGCUGUAGCCCGAGCUGGAGCUUAUAUUAAGAAUCGGAAACUUGAAUUCAACGCAUUCACCGGAGUAAACGAAGACCGGCGGGAGGAAAUAAUGGCUUAUUAUCCUCCAACCUGGACAUAUAGAGCACCCAAUCCAUUGAACCCUAAACAAAAGAUACCUUUUCCCUUUCUACUAUAUGGGGGCAAUCUUUCAAUUGCAUUAGUGGCGAGAUGGCAAAUGCGAAGCACCACUUUCUUUGUAUCAAAGCUUGCUUCCUCAACUGGUGUGGCGGAAGAGCUAAGACGAAAAGUUGAACUUUCUUCCAAGGAACAUGACCCCAAUCUCUACCGCCUAAGCUGUCGUCAUCUAGCACUUGCGUUAGUGAGAUUGCAUAGGUAUAAAGAAGCCAAAACGAUUCUAGGCCAUGUUAAAGAUCACGGUGGAAAAAUGGAAAAAGUCUUCACUGCUAAAUUGUUUCCGGAGGAGGGGAACUGUGAUGCUUUCGAGGCCAUAGAGAAAGAAAUUUACAGAGAUGGCUUGAGGAAGUCUGGUGAUACGGAUUUCUUUGCCUUAAUAUCACAGACAAACCUAGCGGGAUACAUGGAGCGUCGGAAAGACAUUAAGGGGCUUUGGAAUUACAACGGGAGGAUUUCCGCAAGUUUGAGGAGAAUUAUCGACUUUCGUCUUGGGAAACUCAUGCCGUUGUCAUCGAUCUCUACUAUAUGCUUAUGGACCAUAGAUAUCGCGAAGAAGCUGAUAUCAUGUUUAUGA